Molecule: messenger RNA, 2422 nt
Organism: Halichondria panicea
Lineage: Eukaryota; Metazoa; Porifera; Demospongiae; Suberitida; Halichondriidae
Product: stonin-2-like
Exons: 9
Coding region: 159-2306 (715 amino acids)
Biological process (GO): intracellular protein transport; endocytosis
Cellular component (GO): clathrin-coated vesicle; clathrin adaptor complex
Molecular function (GO): clathrin-cargo adaptor activity
Source: RefSeq, a predicted model, not a curated record
AGCAUUAAAUUUUGCCAUAAUUAUGACACGCCCUUCUUGGCUAAUCUGAUCUGAAGGGCGAAACGUUAAUAAAACACAGAGAUCAUUGGUCUGAUUCAAGAGUCUUCUCAAGAGAGUUCCAGUUCCUUUAUAGCGUGAUUCUACCAAUCGCUAGCAAGAUGGAACCCCAAUCACGUUUCUCGGGCAGCUUCCAGGAUGAAGCUGCACACACUCCACCAGUUCAGUCUGGCACACAAAAUAGCAAUGGCAACGUUGUUGAGAAACGAUUCUCUGAUCAUUUUACGGAUGCCGAAUAUGAGCUGCAUCCACAUGAAGAUCAGUUUGAUUUUGCAUCCAAUCUUCAGACACAUGACUCUGUCUCCUCUCUGGAUAUUGUUGGAUUAGAUUCCAAUCUGGAAGCAGUUGGCGAAUUAGAAUCAAGUGCUGCAUUAUUGUCCAAAUCGUGGGAAACAUUCGAACACAGUGGCCAAAAACCUGAUGAGGCUGCAAAAACAGAGGCCAUAAAAGAUGUGGAAAUAAAAGAUUUGUGCAAGUCUGCUGAAGAGGACACAGCGGUAGCCACCGAUAGGACUGAGCCAACUGAUUCUAAAGGCAAGUGGGAGAAAUUUGACAAUGGCCGCUCCCUGUCCAAGAAGCUCAGUGAUGCAGCUGCCAGCAGCACAGAAGAAAGUGGGGCAGUGUGUGCGGCGGACGCCCUCGUGUCUAAUUCCCAAUGGACUGCUCUUGACGACAGCCACCAGUUUGAAGAUCUUGAGGAGCACUCUUGGGACAAUGGCAACCUUCCAUUUCGAAAAGUUCAGAGUAUGCGAGCCACUACUAAUCGCAAGAUUCAGAUUGUAGAUGCUUUGAAACAGCGAAGGCUCAGUAACUCUAGCCUAGAUCGGGAACAAGGUAGGAGUGUAUCUCAGUUCAAGAAUGAAGAUGAGCUAACCAGGAAGUUUAAAGUGGACCGUGACUGGCAGGUGUAUGUCAAGAUGGACAAGAAAAUUCCUGGAACGAAGAGCAAGUGGCUUCCUGUGAACUUAUCUGUGAGGGAAGGUAUUCUGGUGAUUAAGAAGAGUACACCACCUUCAAUGCCCAUCUCUAGUAGCACAGUUGUUCCCCCUGACACACCCCCACUACAUGAGAUCAGACUCCAUCACAACCACACUCUUACAAAACCAGUGGCCAGAAAUUAUGAUCGGAAGACUAAAGUUCACCAGAUCAAGCUUCAGAAAACAGAGAUCCAAGAGAAGAGAACUUUGAAGAGGUGGCUAUUUGUGGAACAUAUUAGCAAAGCACGCACCAUUGUCAAGCUAGGCUGUCCCGAUGUGACUGUGGUACAAGGACUCUCUGACCAGAUCAAUGAAGGAAUUCGAAUGCUCCCAGUCACUAGAGACCCAGGAGUCUCAUACAGAAUGAACGAGGUGUUCAUUGAUAUCAAGGACAACUCUGACAUUCUAAUGAAUUGUGAUGGAGCAGUCCUCGAACGAAAGUCACUUAACCGUAUCUUUGUUCAAGCCUUUCUCUCUGGGUCAUCAGAUUGCAAGAUUCUCUUGAAUGAUGUUGAAGCCUUGCUUUUGCAGGGCAAAGGUCAAUUGUCUGUGAGUAUGUCAAGGCAGGUCCGGCUAAACAAUGUGGUUCUCCAUCCAUGUGUGGACAAGGCUGUGUACAAAAAUUCAAGGGAAAUCAAGUUCCAGCCAAUAGAUGGGUAUCCAUUCGAGCUACUGAGAUCUUCUAUUGAUCCGUAUGUGAGCCCUCCAGUUACAGUCAGCAUGCUUAUGGAGUACAGCGAGCAACGAAAUACUGUCAGAAUUACUGCCUCUUUUAGUAUACGCAAAAAACACAAUCUUCAUCUCCGACCUAUUAAGGAUCUAGUAGUCAAAUUCCCAAUUCCUUCGAGUUGGAGUUCUCUGUUCCUUGCAGGCACAACUUUUGGAUCCAAGAAAUCUGUUCGGUCCACUUCAGUUUUGCGAGGAAGUUUCAGGCGAAAGAUCAAGAGUAGCUCAUGUCAAAUUGAAACCCAUUUGGGUUCUGCCAGGUAUGAGCCAGCAUAUGGAGCUGUGAUGUGGAGGAUAGGUAACUAUUUGGAGUCUUCUGUGCCUCACAACUUCAGGUGUGACGUGGAAUUGAAGCCAGGAAUGCACAAGCCAGACGUACAGUCAGAACAUGCUGAAGUUAGCUACAGCAUCCCUGGCAGUUCUACCGGUCUCCAAAUUCGUUCGUUUAAGGUUGAGAAUGCAAAAGCCCAGCCUGAGCGGUGGGUGAAGUAUGAGAUCCAGUACCGUUAUAAGGUGCAGAUGUUUCCUGACCUCUCUAUCGACUAACAAUGCUGUAAUUUAGAUAUGUAAUUCAUUUGGACUUGAACACUUUUUACUGCUUACACUUAUGAUACAUGGUAAUUUUUGAAACCCAAGUUUGAAAUCAUUGUGUAGAUCUAUCA